AUGCUCUCGGGUUACGGAGUAUUCAGAGCUUACUAUUUGUAUAUGAAAUUUGAUGCAAAUAUAUCAACAAUUUCCCUUAUUAGAUCAAUGAAUGAUGGAUAAAUAUAUAAACCUUAAGAAUUGGGCUUUGACUUUGCAUUCGGAGUGAGUUCUGAGCUAGACCCAUCGAUUGGGUAUUUCACAGUUAAAUAGAUAGGUUAUUAUGAGACAGAUUAGUUUGAAUUAAAUGGCAAAAAAGUAAUGAAUAAGACUGAAAGGAAUCUGAGAUUGGAUAAAUGCUAAGACAAACAUUUUAAUUUUACUGAUUAAAAAGAGGUAGCUUUGAAAGGAAUAUCUAAGUACCUGUGUGCAAUUGACGAUGAUUAUCAACUUUAAGGCUUUUUCUACUAAUAAAAUUUUGAAUUUGUAGAAAUCAAAUUAUGGAAAUGUCAGAAUUCAUCAAAAUAAGCUGUUAUUUGCCAGGAUAGUAAGAAAAUAGAUGAAUAUUUUGAGAAAGAAACAUUCAAUUUUGCUUUUAUUAAUACUUACUUCGACUUUCAAGAGUAUGAUAGUGGUAAAAUCAUCAAGAAAUAUAUCGACGACUCAUUUUUAUUUGAAUUGGAAGCUUAAAAGAUAAAGAAAUUGAACUUUUAUAUAUAACUUUAAGAAGCUGAGACUUAGGAUAGUUAUAUAUAAUUUGGCUAAUAUGAAUCAUACAAAUUUCAUCAAAUAUCUAAUGAAAGAACUUACGAUGAUGGCUACUCUGAUUCAGAAGGUUAUAUUGCUGUUGUAUACAUGAGAUUUGAUAUGAAAUACGAUUUAUACAACAGAAAAAUUUAUUCUUUAUUAGAAUACUUGGGAGACAUGGGUGGACUUUAUAGAUCAAUGAUUUCAAUUGGUUUUGUUAUUGUUGGCUAGAUUAUUAAACGCAUGUUUUUCAGCGAUAUAAUGCAUAAAAUAUAUUAAAUAAGAACAACAUCAAUUGAAAUUGAUGAUGAUCACUAGAGAGGCAAGAAAUAAUCCCCAAUAUCACAUAAUGAAGGUAAAUUACAUAAUAAUUAAAAUGCUAUUAAACAUGAUGACAUUGAGGCAGUUCCAUCAGGGCCUUUUUAAUAGACUUUUUCUAAUUUAUUCAAGUAAAAUAUUCUUGAGACAAGUUCUGAAUCUUCUGACUCUGAUAAUAAUGAUAUGGAUACAUUGAGUUUAAUGGAACAUAAAAAUCCGAUGAUAAGAUUAGUUACUUAUGGGAAAUUGAAAAAAAUGAUGCAAUCUUUCGAGGGGAAAAAACUUUAAACUUUGGAGAGCAAUCUUAUAAGAGGAGUCUUUAAAAGAAAAUUAAAAGAUUGGGAAGAAAAAAUAAAGAAGGAAAAUUCUAAGAUGACACUCCUAUAAAGGCUUUAGUCUACUAGUCCAAUGGAUGCAUAGUUAAAAUAGAAAGAUUAGAAAAGAGACAAUAAGGAUAAGAAGGCUUAGAAAUAAAUUAAUUUAGACAUCAUCUAGACUCAAGUCACAAGUGAAAAUGAAAACAUGACUCUGAAAAAAUUAGUGAAGAAGCGUAGAGCGAGAGUCAAUUUAUGA
Messenger RNA from Stylonychia lemnae, 1557 nucleotides. The record is from the annotation of a GenBank genome assembly. Lineage: Eukaryota; Ciliophora; Spirotrichea; Sporadotrichida; Oxytrichidae.